Molecule: messenger RNA, 5252 nt
Organism: Scophthalmus maximus (turbot)
Lineage: Eukaryota; Metazoa; Chordata; Actinopteri; Pleuronectiformes; Scophthalmidae
Product: NACHT, LRR and PYD domains-containing protein 12
Exons: 14
Coding region: 618-3866 (1082 amino acids)
Molecular function (GO): protein binding
Source: RefSeq, a predicted model, not a curated record
AAUGAAAAUGAAACAGCUUUACGAUAAAGAUUGAAAACUAAUAAUAUUGAAAUGAUACAGGAUCAUAAUAUAAUGUGUGUCAGAGAGACAAAGAAGGGCUGACUUGAAGUAUGUAUCUACAAAUGAUAAACAGAUGAUUAACUUGUGGCGCACAGAGCACAGCUGAAAACGAAAGUGUUCCGUGGAGUCAGACUCCAUUUCAGAACAGCUGGAAAACCGGAAACUGACGCAGUUAAAAUUCCACGGAGGCUUUGUACUUGUUUGCAUGUUUUGUGACCUGCUGCAGGAGCUUGAGCGACCAUAUACAGCCUGUUACAUAUCUGCAAAUGAUUAACUUUUACAGCUGAUUGGUUCAAGUGGGAACAGAACAGACACACACACACACACACACACACACACACACACACACAGGGGAGGAGCAGCUGAAAACGAAAGUGUUCAGAGUCAGACUCCAUUUUAACUGAGCAGAACAGGAGGAAAACAGGAAACUGCCUCAUCGUCUGUGGGAGGAAGGUCCAGGCUCCAUCACAGAGAAGAGUUGGUUCAUCAGAACAGAGGAAACGACAGAGUCACAGCUCUGAACACUCGUUGGAACAAGAGAGGACGAGGAGACGAACAUGGAGGAACAUGUUGGAGCUUCACCUCUCAGACCAGAGAAGAUGAGUGAUCUGGAGGAAGAAGAGGACAGAGCAGAGUCUCCAGUGUCCAGCUGUGUGUCCAUGAAGAGUGACUGGUCCAAAGAUGAACCUCCAGACUUCAGUGGUGAACCUGGACCCUCACACUCUGAACAAAGAUCAGAGUCUCCAGUGUCCAGCUGUGUGUCCAUGAAGAGUGACUGGUCCAAAGAUCAUCCUCCAAACUUCAGUCGUGAACCUGGACCCUCACACUCUGAACAAAGAUCAGAGUCUCCAGUGUCCAGCUGUGUGUCCAUGAAGAGUGACCGGUCCAGAGGUCGUCCUCCAAACUUCAGUCGUGAACCUGGACCCUCACACUCUGAAGAGAAGAGGAGUCAUGUUUCUGAGGAGAAGCUGCCGUCCUGCUGUGCUUCUUGUCAGGACUGCCUGAAGGAUCCAGUCUCCACCAGCUGUGGACACUGGCUCUGCAGACGCUGCAUCACCUCAUACUGGGACCAGUCGGGUUCACCAGGAGAGUCCUCCUGUCCCCAGUGUGGACAAAGAUCCAGAACAGGACCUGGAGCUCAGACAGCAGCAGAUCCUGGUCUGCAGCAGGUUCUAGAUGAACAUAAGAUCAGUCUGAGGAGGAGAUGUGAACGUGUGACUGAAGGAAGUGAUGACAGAGGAAGUGAAACCCUCCUCAACAGGAUCUUCACUGAGCUCUACAUCACAGAGGGACAGAGUGAAGAGGUCAAUACCCAACAUGAGGUGAGGCAGCUGGAGACGACUUCCAAGAAGAAGACCCUCCAUGAAACUCCCAUCAAGUGCCACGACAUCUUUAAAGACGGACCCGACCAGCAGAGACGCAUCAGAGUCGUCCUGACGAACGGCGUCGCUGGCGUUGGAAAAACCUUCUUGGUGCAGAAGUUCACUCUGGACUGUGCCGAGGGUUUGGAAAACCAAGACGUCAGUCUGCUGAUUCUGCUUUCGUUCAGGGAGCUGAACCUGAUCAAAGAUGAGCGGCACAGUCUUCUCACGCUGCUCCAUGUUUUCCAUCCAACAUUACAGAAGGUCACAGCGGAGAAGCUCGCUGUCUGUAGACUGUUGUUCAUCUUUGACGGCCUGGAUGAAAGCAGACGUUCUCUGGAUUUCAACCACAGGGAGGUUGUGUCUGAUGUCACACAGAGGUCAUCAGUCAACGUGCUGCUGACGAACCUCAUCCAGGGGAAUCUGCUUCCCUCCGCUCUCGUCUGGAUAACCUCCCGACCUGCUGCGGCCAAUCAGAUCCCUCCGACUUGUGUUGACAGGGUAACAGAAGUACGAGGCUUCCCCGACGCCCAGAAGGAGGAGUACUUCAGGAGAAGGUUCAGUGAUGAAGAGCUGUCCAGCAGAAUCAUCUCACAUAUGAAGACGUCCAGGAGCCUCCACAUCAUGUGUCUAAUCCCAGUCUUCUGCUGGAUCAGUGCUACAGUUCUGGAGCACAUGUCGACCACAGACCAGAGAGAAGAGCUGCCCAAGACCCUGACUGACCUGUACUCACACUUCCUGCUGGUUCAGACAAGGAGGAAGAAAAACAAGUAUCCUGAAGGACGUGAGACGAGUCCACAGGAGCUGACGGAGUCCGACAGGGACGUUCUCCUGAAGCUGGGGAGGCUGGCGUUUGAACAUCUGCAGACAGGAAACAUUGUGUUCUACCAAGAAGACCUGGAGCGCUGUGGUCUUGACGUCACAGAGGCCUCGGUGUACUCAGGAGUUUGUACUGAGAUCUUCAGAACAGAGUGUGUGAUCUUCCAGAAAACCGUCUACUGCUUUGUUCAUCUGAGCGUUCAGGAGUUCCUGGCUGCAGUCUACAUGUUCCACUGUGUCACCAACAGAAACACAAAAGUACUGGACGACUUCCUGGGGACGAAUUGGAACAACACACGUGACUCUCCUCUGGAAGAAUUCCUGAAGACGACCAUGAAGAAAUCCCUUGAAAGUCAAAAUGGCCACCUGGAUCUGUUUGUCCGCUUCCUUCACGGCCUCUGCCUGGAGUCCAACCAGAGACUGUUAAGAGGCCUGAUGGGUCAGAGAGAGAACGAUCCAAAGAUCAUCCAGAGAGUCAUUAACAACCUGAAGGAGAUGAACAGUGAUGAAAUCUCUCCUGACAGAAGCAUCAACAUCUUCCACUGUCUGAUGGAGAUGAACGACCUCUCAGUACAUCAGGAGAUCCAAGAGUUCCUGAAGUCAGAGAACAGAUCAGAGAAGAAACUCUCUGAGAUCCACUGCUCUGCUCUGGCCUACAUGCUGCAGAUGUCAGAGGAGGUUCUGGAUGAGUUGGACCUGAGCAAGUACAACACAUCACGGGGGGGACGACAGAGACUGAUCCCAGCUGUGAGGAACUGCAGAAAGGCUCGAUUUAUUCACUGUCGACUCUCAGAGACUCACUGUGAAGUCGUGGCCUCAGCUCUGAAGUCCGACCCCUCCCACCUGAGAGAACUGGACCUGAACUCCAACAACCUGAAGGAUUCAGGAGUGAAGGUUCUGUCUGCUGGACUGGAGAGUCCACAUUGUAGACUGGAGACUCUGAGGUUGAGGAGCUGCAGUUUGUCAGAGAUCAGCUGUUCUUCUCUGGUCUCAGCUCUGAAGUCCAACUCCUCCCACCUGAGACAACUGGACCUGAGCUACAACGAGCUGCAGGAUUCAGGAGUGAAGGAGCUGUGUGGUUUUCUGGAGAGUCCACACUGUCGUCUGGAGACUCUGGGGUUGAGACUCUGCAGUUUGUCAGAGAUCAGCUGUUCUUCUCUGGCCUCAGCUCUGAAGUCCAACUCCUCCCACCUGAGAGAACUGGACCUGAGCAACAACGAGCUGCAGGAUUCAGGAGUGAAGGAGCUGUGUGGUUUUCUGGAGAGUCCACACUGUCGACUGGAGACUCUGAGGUUGAUGAACUGCAGUUUGUCAGAGAUCAGCUGUUCUUCUCUGGCCUCAGCUCUGAAGUCCAACUCCUCCCACCUGACAGAACUGGACCUGAGCUUCAACGAGCUGCAGGAUUCAGGAGUGAAGGAGCUGUGUGGUUUUCUGGAGAGUCCACACUGUCGACUGGAGACUCUGAGGUUGUGGAGCUGCAGUUUGUCAGAGAUCAGCUGUUCUUCUCUGGCCUCAGGUCUGAAGUCCAACUCCUCCCACCUGAGACAACUGGAGCUGAGGUUCAACAAGCUGCAGGAUUCAGACCUGAAAAAGCUGCGUGAUCUUGUCCAGAGAGUCGAGGGUUGAGACUGGAGCCAGUGAGGUGACGAUGUCAGCUGCUAAAUAACCUGGGACCCAACAUGAGGAUCGGACAGAGGAGGCGAGGAGCGACGCUCUGAGGACUCUGAGACGAUGACGAGCUGGAGAAAUGAUGGAAACAGGAGAAUGAAGUUGUUCUUUAAAUGUGAAGUGAAACAAAACCAAAGACUUAAGAUGACGUCUACAUCUGCUCUAACACACACACACACACACACACACACACACACACACACACACACACACACACACACACACACACACACACACACACACACACACACACAAACACACACACAGUCUUUGAUGCACUUCAUUUUUACUUUUUUUGUUUAUUUACAUUUAGGGGGAAGAGAUGUGUAAAAGACAGAACAUCUAGCCCCCCCCCCCCCCCCCCCGACAUAUGGGUAAAGGUACAAUAAAAAAAUUAUUUAUCACCUUGAUAAACCAAAAAAUAAAAUAUUAAUAUUUGCUCGCUCUCUCUCUCUCUCUCUCUCUCAAUUUCAAAUUCAAUUUCAAAUUCAAUUUCAAUUCAAAGCAGCUUUAUUGGGGAAACACAUUUACGUUGCCAAAGCAUUUGUCAAAAAACAACAAAUAAACGUAUCAAUGUACAUACAUAAUCAAAGUGGGCUAGUUAUUUACAUAUGGAGUUAUAUAUAUUAGAAUUAUUAUCAUAUUACAAUAUGCUGAUAUCUGGCAGGAAAGCUGAACAUGAUAUGCAAGCUGAGCAUUCAAAUGCAGCGCAUUUGAAUGCUCAGCUUGCGCUGCAUUUGAAUGCCACACGUGAGGCGACCUGGUGUACAAACAGGACAGUUACAUUUAGGGUCACUUACUACUGUCUGGUGCAUAUUAAACAAAAAUAACUCUCCAACAUUAAAAAGAAACCCUCAAGGAACGAGUUAACAAUGACGCAGUGAUGCUCAGGCUGAAUCGUGAGGUGAAAACUGUGAAGUCUUAUUAUCAGGCUGUAGUGUGGGGGUUCAAAUUGACACCAUUCACCCAUGGAAGCACGAUAUAUAUAUAUACAUACUGUAUAUAUAUAUAUAUAUAUAUAUUUGUGUGUUUUUAUUUGCUUGAAGAAACCUCCAAUGCUUUUUUUGGUGUGUUCAUUUCAACAGACUGAUUGUUGUGUGAACAUUCAACCUGAUGUACGCACUCAAGUGCCCGUCCCAUCCCCCCUCACUUGGCCCUGACCCCCCUCCGUUCUUCCACUCAGAGCCGGUCCUAGCCUACACGGGGCCCGAAGCAGAGAUUGAUUUGGGGCGAUCGACCUUCAGAAGCUCCCGUGAUGACCUUGGAUGUUGUACGUACGAUACGUACUGAUGCUUUGACACAUAAGAAGUUCCUCACGGACAAAAUAAAGUUAUUUGAAUUUGA